ACUUACUUCAUUACUGAUUCCUUUUGUUUGCAAAACUUUAUUUUUGUUCAUUUUUAUUAAAAAUGUAAUUUAAGUAAUUUCUUUAUUUCAAACUGUUUUUUCAGUCCAAAGGAUCAUAUUAAGACUUAAGACGUGUUCAGAAUCAUUAAAAAGAUGUCCAAUAACUCUCCUGACGAUUCCCGUGAAUCUUUAUAUUUAAGUAUAAAUUCAAUCUCAUCUUUGGCAAUCACAUCCGAUGAUUUCUUCAAGAACCUUGAUUUUCCUCAGGAGUUUUUGGCUUCACUUCAUCAGGCGCUCGAAUCUGGACAUUUAAUUGACACAAUAAUAGUAUCUGGUGUAGAUAAUAAGAAAAUUCCGGCCCAUAAAAUUGUUCUUUCGGUAUGUAGUCCCUUCUUCAAUGCAAUGUUUAAUUCAGAUAUGAAGGAAAACAGAGAAAAAGAAGUCACAAUUAAUGAAGUAGACGGAGAGACAUUACAGCUUUUGAUAAAUUAUUGUUAUUGUGGAUUAAUCAAUAUAAAUGAAGACAACGUCGAAAGAAUUUUAUCUACUGCAUGUCGCUUCCAGAUGUCAAAUGUUGUAAGUGCAUGCUCUAAUUUUCUUGGAAAGCAACUACACUUCUCGAAUGCUAUCGGAUUUAAAGUGUUUGCAGAGCAGCAGAGCUGUUCUGAUCUUUACGAGAUAUCCCUAAAGUUUGUCGAAAGUAAUUUCAUGGAAAUUUAUCAAAAAUCUGAAGAAUUUUUACAAUUAAGUGUCGAGCAAUUGGGCAAUUUGUUAAAAAACAAUGACAUUAAUGUGAUAUCUGAAGAAGACGUUUUCAAGGCUCUAAUUAAGUGGAUAAGUUUUACUGAUGAUCGAAAGCAAUAUAUCUCAACACUCCUUCCAUUAGUUAAGCUUCAACUUUUAUCUCCAGCUUUUAUUGCUGAUCAAGUAGAGACGUAUUGUACGACUUUAGAAACUCAAAAAAUGUUACUUGAUGCUUACAAAUAUAAGUUGAUUCCUGAAAGAAGAGACCAUUCCAAUAAUCUUUCUAUUCCUCGAAAAUCAACUGUUGGAAAGCUCCUUUGUCUGGGCGGAAUGGAUCACAAUAAAGGAACAACUAAUAUCGAAUCAUAUGAUCUGAGGGAAAACAAAUGGGAACUUUUGAAAAGCAUGCCAACUAGGAGACUCCAAUUCGGCUGUGCGCUCUACAUGGACAAGCUGAUUAUAGUUGGUGGAAGAGAUGGUUUGAAGACAUUAAACUCGGUUGAUGCCGUAGAUCUACAAACAAUGAAUUUUACAUCACUUUCAUCACCAAUGGCAACUAGUCGUCAUGGUUUGGCAGUGGCUUUAUUAAAAAAUGCACUUUACGCAAUAGGAGGACAUGAUGGUUGGUCGUAUAUAAAUACUGUGGAACGAUUAGAUUUGACUACGAAAACUUGGUCAUUUGUUGCACCGAUGCAAACAAUGAGAUCUACAUGUGGCGUGGCUGUUUAUGACGAGAAACUUUAUGUUAUCGGAGGACGAGAAUCUUCAAUUUGCCAUCGAACUGUUGAAUGUUAUGAUCCACACUUGAAUAAGUUUUCAUUUAAGGCACCAAUGAAUCGUCGGAGAGGAGGAGUUGCUGCAUGUGCACACAGGAAUUUUAUUUAUGUAUUCGGAGGUUACGAUCUUCCAGUUUCUAAUCCUCAGUGCCAACGAACCAAUUCUAUUGAAAGAUAUGACCCAAUUACUGAUACUUGGACAUUAAUUGCUAAUCUCGAAGUAGGACGUGAUUCAAUUGGCGUUGGAGUUUUAGGAAAUUACAUUUUAGCCGUUGGUGGAUUUAAUGGAACGGAAUAUUCAAAAUCUGUUGAACGAUAUGAUCCUGAAAAGAAUCAAAUAGAAGCACUGAAGCCUUUAAAUUUUCCGAGAGCAGGAUCAUGUAUUGUAAAAAUCAGAAAUGAUCAACUUUCUGGAUGUAGCAAUGAAAGCUUUUUCAGCAUACAACAACAAUCUGUAACAACAAUAAGAAGAACUUCGAGUUUUAGAAACGCACAAUUAAACUCAUCAUUUUAUGACUAUAGUGUUUGAUGCACUCAACGAUUGUGAUUUUGUGGAUAUUUUUAUAUGACAUUUAAAAAAAAAACUUUAUAAUUAUUGACCUGAAUAGACGAAAAAAAAAAUCCUACUUUUUUAUAUUUUUUAAAAUUUAAAUAAUGCACUAAAUAAAUUAAUUUGAUUUGAAACCUUUUAAAAGCAUUCAAAUUUGUUUUCAGCACUAAUUGUUUCACUUUGACUGGAUGAUACUUUCGAAAAAGUCUAAAUUGUUGUUCUUAAGGGCAAUAUAAAUUUUACGACAAGGGUAGUCUGAAAAAUUUUUGCUCCACAUUUGAACAAAUUAUCUCUGCUAAAGUUUUCUUAAAUGCUGAGUGCGUGAUUGCAUUAUGCGUUUUUAUAAACUUUCUUAAAUUGUGAAGCAUGUAAUUUUACACAAAAGUUAAAACUCUUUCACAAUUCUUGAUUCCAACUAUGUUUUUGUCAUUAGGAAAGAUUGUAAAGCUAUUCCAAG
Chironomus riparius is the source of this 2527-nucleotide messenger RNA. NCBI's taxonomy places the organism in Eukaryota, Metazoa, Arthropoda, Insecta, Diptera, Chironomidae. The record is from the annotation of a GenBank genome assembly.